Molecule: messenger RNA, 3713 nt
Organism: Pararge aegeria (speckled wood butterfly)
Lineage: Eukaryota; Metazoa; Arthropoda; Insecta; Lepidoptera; Nymphalidae
Product: regulation of nuclear pre-mRNA domain-containing protein 2
Exons: 15
Coding region: 379-2973 (864 amino acids)
Biological process (GO): mRNA 3'-end processing
Cellular component (GO): RNA polymerase II, holoenzyme
Molecular function (GO): RNA polymerase II complex binding
Source: RefSeq, a predicted model, not a curated record
GGCGGUUGUUGUACUAAGAAAUAUUAUUGAACAAUUUAUACUUGUUAUAAAUGUAAUAAAAGAAAAUUAAUAUAUUUCACAUAGUCAACUAUUUGUGUAAACAUAUUAAUUACUGUUGCGAUGAAAAUGUGUAUUUUUAAAAGUUAAGUUGAAUGUAUACAUUGUUCGAUCACAAACCAAAAUAACGCGGUUUUACUUAAGUAAUAUCAGAUUUCUGUGUAAUUACUUAGGAAGUUAUUAUUAAAUGGUGAUAAAUACGACAAGAUUCAUUGCUGAGAGAGGUAUUAUCAACAGGGUUGUCGCUUUCGUGUACAUAUUACAUGCAGCAUAUAACGCUACAAAAUAGAGAUGCGUUGACUGACAAGAAUUGUCAUAACAAUGGGUGAAACUGAAGAAUUCAACACUCUAGUAUUUGAAAAGAAGCUUACACAGUUGAAAGAUACUCAGGAGAGUAUACAAUCUUUAUCAUCUUGGUGUUUGAAACAGAGGCUACAUCAUAAAAAGAUAGUUUCAAGUUGGUUGAAUGUACUCAAGAGAGUUAAGAUUGAGCAGCGUUUAGUUCUCUUCUACUUAGCAAAUGAUGUUAUUCAGUAUAGCAAGAGAAAGAAUUAUGAGUAUGUGGAGAGCUGGGGUCAUAAUUUACAAAAGGCAACUCCGCUUGUUAGAGAUGAGAAAGUCAGGUCUAAGAUUCUACGUAUAUUUAAGAUAUGGGAGCAAAGAUCUGUGUACGACGAUGAGUUCCUAUCAGACCUUACUGGGUUACUAAGUGCUGGAGCCAUUAAAAAGGCAGAUGAUGACCCUUUAGACUUUCAGCCGCAGCAGUUAGUAAACAAAAUAAAGCAGUGCACAGUCCUAGAAGCUGACACACGGGUGAAAUUGAAAUAUGUUUAUGAAAACCAUUUGGAGUUGUCAGACGCAGAUGCACUGUGUGCAAGCAUGAAAGAUAGGGGCCUUAAAGAAGAUGUGGAAAAAGAGUUGAAUGAAGGUAUCUCAUGUAUUGAGAAGUACACUCAGGCACUGCAAAGGGAGAUAGUUGCGAGAGAGGCGCUACUUGCAUUACUUAGCUCUGCUAACCAGUACUACUCAACACAGAGGGGCGAAGUCAAAGUUGUUGCCUAUGCGUAUAAAAACUUUGGAUCCCGCGUAAGGGCGUUGAAGCGAAAAUUGGAUGAGUUAAUACCAACCUUACCCAGUUCGGCGCCAUCGCCUCCACAGAGAGACGAGGAUGUACCCUCACCAGGCCCUGAUGAAGACCUGGAGUUGCCUACUCAAAUAGAUACAACAGAUGAUGACGUGGCUUAUAAUAUAGAUCAGACCUUCAACACGUCGCUGUCGGAUGGAUCUCUGUACAAUCUCGGACUAUCGUCUUUCCUCACGUCGGACAAUCCUUUGUCGAUGUUUAACGAUACCCUUGACUUGGAUUUAAGUAACGCUAAUAAAAUUGAGGUAAUAAACACCAGGCCGACUGACAAACAAGAUUUCGAUAUAAACGAAAUCUUGAAGAGCUUUGAGCCCCCUGACAGUAACUCUACGUCUUCUGAAAAUAACUCAGCGGUGAGUAUAUCGCAAAAGUCCCAAGACGCGUUGCCCGGCUUGGACCUUUUAACGCCGGAUAGUACGGGCAAUCCCCCGCCGCCCACGUCUUUCUACGGCACUAUGGAGACUAUCGUCAUUCCAGACGAGCCGGACACUCCUUACCUUCCUGAAGCCUUAACGACUAACCAGUGGAGCAAUGCAUCAUGGAGCGUGCCACCGCCCGCACCAGCGAGCCAUAUCCAGCCGGUGGUGAACCCGCGCAGUAUUUUCGCGGAGCCGCCGGCCUCCCCGCCGCCCGCGCUUCACCCCGCACCCCACCCCGUACCGGCGCCGCUGCUCGAACCAAGGCCGCAGGAUCCACCUGCAGCUGAUGUCGACCAUCGCGGGAUUCUACCACCGCCGCCGCCGCCUCCUGUACUGCCGCUAUUAGGACACAUAGAAGACGUGGACCAUAGGAUGUUACCCGCUCUGCAGCCACCCCCCGUGCCCCUGCCGUCAGUCCGGCACGCACAACACCAAGAUGUGGAUCACAGGAACCUUAUACCUUUGACACAUCAGUUACCCGUCCCGCCGCUGCACAAUCCUAUGAUCGAGGAUCGAGACUAUCGAGUGCCGACGAUGUUGGCGCCUACAGACAUCACGGAGAGCGUGGACAUGGAUCUUUCGGAGGACGAGGAACAACAAGGCAUGUAUAGCCAGAAUCAAAUCCAACAUCAUCGGCACAGCUUCAACAACAACAACAAGGUGCUUGUCGGCGGUGACAUCGUCAAACAAAACCACAAUGAAAAAAGCAACUCGAACUUGAUACAAAUAAACAGCAUCAGCAUCAUAAAGGACGGAUCUCACAGCGCACCAUCGAUGCCACCUCUCUCGAAUCCAUUCGACAACAUGCCGGAUGGCCUGAAGUACAAUAUACCGCAGACUUUCCAGAACAAAUCGGCGAAUUCCCAGAACAAGCAGGAGUUCAAACCCCCACCAGAAUUCCAGAACAACCAACCCGAUUCGCAGAAACAACAGAAUUUCGCUAACAAACCGUCCGAAUUCAUCAGUCAGCUGCCAACUUUCCCAUUGCAGCCGGAACUCAAAUCUCCGCCAAUUCUCCCAAACAAUCAAUCAGACUCCCAGAGUGAUCAGCAAGUUUUUGAGGAGAAGAAAAAAUCUAAUGUUAGUGCAUAUGAAGAGGAUUUGAGAAAUCGCACCUUGAACAAAGUUAUAGUGGACCGGAGGAAUUCUUCUUCAGGGUUCGAAGACUUUACUGUGGACAGUGAUUGGAGUCAUAGUCCUAGACCUUUGAUAAACCAACGGUUCCCCAGAAAUUGGGGACCACGGACUAACCAUAGAGCCCCGGGUUUUAUGCCACCGUUCUGGCCCAGAAACGGUCCGCGGCCUCCAAUCAUGGGUCCAAGAUGGGGCCCGAGGCCGCAAAGAUUCUGGUGAAGUGUUAGUGCAAAAGAGUUUUUAUUUAUAGUUACAGAUAACCUCUAUAUUAAUUGUAAGAGUUUUUAAACUUUAGUAUAGCUGUAUAUUAACCAUGCUUAGUUUUAUUUGGUCGAGUUGUAGCGGAAAUUUUGGCUUGUUUCAACGUUUUAUGCACCUAAUUAAAACUAUUAUGUCUGCCCAGUUUGAUUUUUAUUUGUAUGUUAUACUUACUACUUGUUAUGAGCUAAAUUGAUAAGUACCCCCGAUGUAUUGAAUUAUGGUUUAUUGAACCUUUUUAUAAUUUAUGAUAUUUCACAACACUUCAUAAAUUAGGCUUUGUUUUGAAUAUAGUGAAAUAUAUAAAUAGAUAGAACAUACUAUAGCAAACUACUUUACUGUAAUGAAUAUUAAAUUUUAUACUAUUAUUUCAUUAUUUUAUUCACUUACCAAGAGAGUUAAGCUGGAAUUUUCUAAGUGGAUUUACUACAAAAUAAAACUGUGAUAGUACCUAAUACGAUAUGAGAAAGAUUUUUUAGCUUUGUAAAAAAAUCCACCAUCAAAUUAAAAAAGUACAUGCUCAUUAAUGUUAAAUUUUUUUUCAUUUGGCAUUAUCUAUCCCUAUCCAUAUGUCUACCGGAGCACUACCAUUUUUAACUUGUAUAAAAAGUAAUUGUUGCUGUAAUUCACAACGGACAACUAUUAUUUAAUUUUUAUCUCAACUCCCGACCACUGAUGGGAGCUGGUAAGUAAUUCGCUUA